Messenger RNA from Linum trigynum, 9007 nucleotides. The record is from the annotation of a GenBank genome assembly. NCBI's taxonomy places the organism in Eukaryota, Viridiplantae, Streptophyta, Magnoliopsida, Malpighiales, Linaceae.
CCACGCUAGUCACACCGUUACUCAAGCAACAAUGUUAUUAGUCGAGUCUUAGGAGUAGUGUGUCUUUUAUUUGAGUCCUAGGAGUCUUAGUUGUAUGUUUAUUUGCUUCUCUUUCAAUCAUUUUUCUGUAAUGCUUAGGGACAAGCAAAUGCUAACUGUGGGGUUGUGAUAAACUUCAUAAACAUACAUGUAUUAUGUGCAUAAAUGAUUGAUCCUUAUGUAUGUAUGUAUGUAUGUAUGUAUGUAUGUAUGUAUGUAUGUAUGUGUGUGUUUAAAUUGCUCUAAAUUAGUUCAUAUUGACCAUGGAGUGACCCUAAUGUCAUUACCAAGACAUGUAGCGAUACAACGCAGAUUGAAGCUAAGAUUGUGAACAAAACAAAGUGCAGUGGACGAAUGUAGGUGUGGUGGCAAAGUGCAGACGUGCAGUGGCAAACGUCCAGCGGGACGCCAAACCAAUAAAGACCCAAAUUGAAUUAUUGUUGUUUGGAAUCUUCACUCAACCGUCAGCAGCCUCAGAAAUCAUUGGAAUUGGAUCAAUUUUCUUGAAGUGAGCAAAUGUAUUUGGUGGCUCACCAAUUGAUAAAAGAUGCAGAAAAAUAAAUGCAAGGAGAGAGACUUAAGCUGGCAGCAACCUUCUCUUGGAAAUGGGAUCUGCAAUUGCCUUGUUUUGUGAGAUUAAGUCUGCAGAAAAAAGGGGGCAGCAACUAGGGAGCUUAGUAUAGGGGUGGGCAACGGGACGGCACGGGAUACCCGUCCCGUUUUAAACGGGUACCCAGUCCCAUUUGGAGGCCAAAGUCCAUCCCAUAUCCCAAACCCAUAUGGGAAACGGGUACCCAUUACCCGUACGGGACGGAUAACGGGUACCCAUACUACCCAUAAAUACCCAAUGUUUAAACCACUCAAAUUUUAACAAAAGUUUAAACUUAACUUGUACUUGCUUAACAAUCACAAGACACAAAUCAUGAACAAUCACAACGCAUAGAAAAAAUCAUUCUAAGCACCAAAUUAUCAAAUAAGAAGUUUCAUUCAACACAAAUCAUGAACAAUCACAACACAUAGAAAUAAAUCAUUCUAAGCACCAAAUUAUCAAAUAAGAAGUUUAAUUUAACAAAAGGGAGUCUACAAGUAUUAUGUUCACAUAGCGUUCUUUGUUUCUUUACUAAGAAAAGUUUCAUCUUUGUGGCGAAGUGGACAUUCCCUUUCUAUGGAUUAGAGUUCGCAAAUGGGUAAAACGGGUACCCACAUUACCCAAACGGGUAUUUGCGGGUAACCCGCGGGUACCCAUAUUAGGAAUGUACAAUCCCAAGUCCCAUCCGUUCAUAAUAUUACGGGUAAUAUGGGUACCCGUAACCCUUAAAAAACGGGACGGGUACGGGUAUACCCAAAUACCCGUUUCCCGUUGCCCACCCCUAGCUUAGUAGACACUUUUUGGAGAGAAAAAUCAAAGGAGAGAGCUCACUAUGGCACACUUUGGAGUUGAGCAUUUUGAAGAAAGGAAGACUCUUGUAAGUUGGGGGUUAACUUCAACACUUAGUACUUUCUCUACAUCUUUGUUUUGGUAAUUAGUUAUGAUGUUAAACAUUAGCAUGUUUAUGUUCUUUCUUUUCAUCAUGAACUAAUCCCCCAAUUUCUGGGGAAACUUAUGGAUUUCAUUAUCUAGCCUCGAUGUUUUAACCGUGACUUUACAUGCACUUUACAUGCAUGAUGUAUGUGAUGUGGUCAUGUAAUAGGCUUUUCAUGGGUACCAGAAAGACGUAAUGAUGAGGUCAUCAAAUCCAAGUCCAAUUCAUCACACGAAGGUCCAAUUACUCGUCUACAAGCCAAGAGAUUAAGAGAGGAAUUUGCUGCUUAUUUGGAUCGACAUUAUGCUCAAUUGGACAUGGACCAACAUCAUGGGAAGCCCAUUAUACUUCUACAAUUCGUGGACCAGCAUGGAGGCAACUUGGGCUUCAAGGAAGGUGGAUAUGAAGGCUAGAUUUUAAGGAGUUGUUGACUUGGUCUUUUCCUUGUCUAUUAAGGAUUGUGUUUUCCUUUUACUUUUCCUUUAAGGUUUUGUUUUCCUUUUAAUUGUAGGAUUUGGUUAUUUGUUUGCUUUCUUUCUUAGUUUAAGAUUGGAUUUUCGUUGCCUAUAUAAGGAGGAUGCGUCCCUCAUUGUAAUUCAUUCUAUUAUCAAUCAACUUUCAAGUUUCAAGUUCAAACGAACUGGUUCUUUGUGCAAGCUUCUGUCGAGAGUGCUCCAGAGGUUUCACGUGUCUCUUAUCAACUAGAGAACGCGUCUAGUUGUGGCGAGCUUCUACCCUAUAUCAAUUACCCCUUUCCACGAGUUGGUGUUGUCCGAUUGGUUUAAUAUACCAAUUGCCCUUCAUCACGAGUUAGGAAUUGUCCGAUUGAUUCCGCAUCUAUCUUUAUUUUUCGAGUUCAAGAAAGGCGACAUCAGAAAAUCAUAAAAAUAUCGUUGAAGCUGCGUACUUUGAUCACAUCAAGUGGUAUCAAGAGCCCGGUUCAAACACAGCGGAGAAGAAGACGGUUCUUGGGAAUCUUGACGUGUUCUUGAAGCAAUCUUGGCGAAUUCUUGUGGGCUUUCAGCGCAAGAAACACUACCUUGUGCCACAAGAAUGGAUGAUCCAAUGAAGGCAAUGAUGGAUCAAUUGGCGGAAAUUCAGCGAACUCUAGCGGCCAACGCUGCCGACGUUAAUGCACGAUUCGCCAUAGUCGAAGCAAGGCUAGCCGCGCCUCAAGCUCCUGCACAAGAAGCAUCACCAAACCCUAAUGCCGAGAGGCCUAGGCGAGAAGAUGAAGAGCGAGGAGAAAGGAGGAUUGUUCCGCAACCCAUGGCCGAACAAUUGAGGCGCCAUCGUCCUUUGGGGAUGCCGCGAGCAAGGAGAGGGAAUCCUCGAGUGCAAGACGAAGAAGGCGAGUAUGACGACGAUGAUGCCAACCUUAGAGAAGUUGAAGACGAAUUGAGAAAUGUGAGGGUCACUAUUCCAUCAUUCAGAGGUGCUACCGAUCCCGAAGCUUAUCUUGAUUGGGAAAGAAAAAUGGAGAUGAUUUUCGACUAUCACAACUAUUCCGAGAGGAAGAAAGUUCAAAUGGCUGCAAUGGAAUUCACGGAUUAUGCUAUCAUCUGGUGGGAUCAAAUCUGUACGAGAAGAAGGAGGGAUAGGCAACGCCCUAUUGAGACAUGGGAAGAGAUGAGGAGCAUCAUGCGGGAUAAAUUCGUCCCUAGCUACCAUCGUAGGGAGAUGUAUCAAGCCCUGCAAACCUUACGACAAGGUACAAAAAGUGUAGAGGAUUACUACAAGGAGAUGGAGAUGAUGAUGAUUAGAGCUGACCUCGUAGAGGAGAAUGAAGCCACCAUAGCACGAUUCCUACACGGUCUCAAUCGAGAAAUCAGGAAUGUGGUGGAAAUUCAACCAUUUAGAGAGUUAUACGAUUUGGUUGCAAUGGCGGCCAAAGUUGAGAAGCAACAAUGUAGUAACCUUGGAAGAAGGUUCACACCUUCCUCUAGCGCACCAAGGCCAGGAGUGCCUUCGACUUCAAACCCUAAGCCAGCCAUUUCAAAACCAGAAGCACCAAAACUGGCAGCCAAGGUUGAAGCACCAAGAGAGAGACCCACAAGCUCUAGUGGAGGAAUUCAAUGCUUCAAGUGCCAUGGAAGAGGAAAUAUGGCCAACCAAUGUCCUAACAAGAGAGCUCUAGUCAUGUUGGAGAAUGGAGAGUAUGUCUCGGAUUCUGAGGAAGAAAAGGAGGCUAAUUCAGAUUUUGAUGUGGACGAGAAGAUAGAGAUGGAGGAGGCACCACCGGGAGAGCUUUUCGUAGCUAGAAGAAUUCUAAGUGUGCAACCCAAAGAGGAGCUUGAACAAAGAGAGAAUCUGUUCCAUACAAGGUGCACGGUGGAUGGGAAAUUACUCUCGUUGGUAAUUGAUGGUGGAAGCUGCACUAAUGUCAUUAGUGUCUAUUCGGUUAAGAAGUUGGGAUUAAACACUUUGAAGCAUCCCAAGCCAUAUACACUUCAAUGGCUCAAUGAUCAUGGCGCCAUCAAAGUAACAAAGCAAGCUCUCUUGAAGUUUUCGAUUGGAAGGUAUGAAGAUGAGAUCUUAUGUGAUGUUGUGCCUAUGCAAGCGGCGCAUGUCUUAUUUGGGAGGCCAUGGCAAUUUGAUCGAAAGGCACAUCAAGAUGGAGUUACUAAUAAGUACGAGCUAGUACAUGGCGGGAAGAAAUUCGUGUUGAAACCCCUAUCUCCCAAGGAAGUUUAUGAAGAUCAACUCCAAAUGCAACGAAAGUGGGCGAAGGAGAAGGAGCAGGAAUCCCAAGUUACGGACAAGAGUGUUCAUGGGGGGACUAGUGCCGUGGAGACCAAGUCAUUGAUGAUAGCACGAAGUGGAGACGUGAAGCAAGCAGUAAAUGAUCAUGAAACAAUGAUUAUGAUAAUCUAUAAGGGCGUGCUACUCAAUCAAGAGCUUAUUCCAGAGAUACCACCUAGGGCACGAGUGGUAUUAGAAGAAUUUCAAGAUGUCUUUCCCGAGGAAGCUCCAAAAGGCCUACCUCCAAUCCGUGGGAUAGAGCAUCAAAUUGAUUUUGUUCCUGGAGCUACAAUCCCAAAUAAGGCGGCUUAUAGGACGAAUCCAGAGGAGACGAAGGAGUUGCAGAGGCAGAUUGAUGAGCUUAUGGAGAAAGGACAUGUUCGAGAGAGCAUGAGUCCCUGUGCAGUUCCUGUUAUCCUCGUGCCCAAGAAGGACCAUACGUGGAGAAUGUGUGUUGAUUGCCGAGCAGUCAACCAAAUAACAGUCAAGUAUCGUCAUCCUAUACCUCGAUUAGAUGAUAUGCUUGACGAGUUGCAUGGUUCUAGUUUGUUUUCAAAGAUUGAUCUGAGGUCGGGAUAUCACCAAAUCCGAAUGAAGGAAGGAGAUGAAUGGAAGACUGCCUUCAAGACGAAGCAUGGCUUAUACGAGUGGAUGGUGAUGCCCUUUGGUCUUACUAAUGCACCAAGCACAUUCAUGAGGUUGAUGAACCACGUGUUAAGAGCUUUUAUUGGAAAGUUCGUGGUUGUCUACUUCGAUGACAUUCUGAUCUAUUCGAAGAACAUGGAGGAACAUCUUGAGCAUUUGCGAGAAGUGUUGAAGACUUUGAGGAAGGAGCAGCUCUAUGCCAAUCUGAAGAAGUGCACAUUCUGUACCUCGAGGGUGGUAUUUUUGGGAUUCAUAGUAAGUGCGAAUGGUGUUGAGGUCGAUGAAGAGAAGGUGAAGGCGAUUCAAGCAUGGCCUACCCCGACGAACGUGAAUGAAGUGAGGAGCUUUCAUGGGUUGGCUGGUUUCUAUCGACGAUUUGUUCCAAAUUUCAGCACCAUUGCUGCCCCAUUGACAUCUAUUAUCAAGAAGAAUGUGGCAUUUUAUUGGGGAGAAGAUCAAGAGAAGGCAUUCGAACUACUCAAGUACAAACUCACUCAUGCUCCUGUUCUGAUGCUACCUGAUUUUGACAAAACGUUUGAAGUGGAGUGUGAUGCAUCAGGAUUGGGAAUUGGAGCCGUGUUGAUGCAAGAGAAGAAGCCUAUUGUCUACUUUAGCGAAAAGUUGAGUGGGGCUAUGCUUAACUAUCCCACUUAUGAUAAGGAGCUCUAUGCAUUGGUUCGAGCCCUCGAGACAUGGCAGCACUACUUGUGGCCAAAAGAGUUCGUGAUUCAUACCGAUCAUGAGUCUCUUAAGUAUUUGAAGGCCCAACACAAGUUGAACAAGAGGCAUGCUCGUUGGGUGGAGUUCAUUGAGUCGUUUCCCUAUGUAAUCAAGUAUAAACAAGGCAAGGAGAAUGUGGUUGCUGAUGCAUUGUCAAGGAGAUACACGUUGAUCACUACUAUGGACGCUAAGUACCUUGGAUUCGAGCAAAUCAAGGGUGCUUAUGAUGGGGAUUUCGACUUUGGAGAGACUUAUAAGGCUUGUGAGAAGCAUGGAGAAGGAAAAUUCUACAGAAGUAAUGGUUAUCUCUUUCGUGGUAAUCAAUUGUGCAUACCUAGAGCAUCACUUCGAGAGCUUUUGUUGAAGGAAGCUCAUGGAGGAGGAUUGAUGGCUCACUUUGGUGUAGCCAAAACAUUGAGUUGUUUGCAAGAGCACUUCUAUUGGCCUCACAUGAAAGGAGAUGUGGAGAAUUUAUGUGCAAGAUGUGUGGAGUGCCAGCAUGCUAAAUCAAAGAUGCAACCAUCUGGGUUGUACACACCACUACCUAUUCCUUAUGCACCAUGGGUCGACAUUUCAAUGGAUUUCGUGCUAGGAUUGCCGAGGACAAGAAGAGGUAGGGAUUCAAUUUUUGUGGUGGUGGAUCGUUUCUCGAAGAUGGCACAUUUCAUUCCAUGCCAUAAGACGGAUGAUGCAAACAAUGUGGCUGAUUUGUUCUUCAAGGAGAUCGUGAGAUUGCAUGGAAUGCCACGUACCAUUGUGUCCGAUCGAGAUGCAAAGUUUCUGAGCUAUUUUUGGAAGACGUUGUGGAGUAAACUCGGCACAAAGCUUCUGUUUUCGACAACUUGUCAUCCUCAAACGGAUGGACAAACUGAAGUGGUCAAUCGUACUCUAUCCCAAAUGCUACGAGCCGUGAUCAAGAGCAACAUCAAAACUUGGAAAGAUUGUCUACCACAUGUCGAGUUUGCCUACAAUCGAGCUGUGCAUUCAACCACAAAGCAUUCGCCUUUCGAGCUCGUGUAUGGGUUCAAUCCACUCACACCAUUGGAUUUGACACCUCUGCCAUUGAAGGAACAAGUCAACAUGGAUGGAGCAAAGAAGGCCGAAUUUGUGAAGAAUCUCCAUGAGAAAGCAAGAUUGAACAUCGAGAGAAGGACGGAGCAAAUCAUGAAGAACGUCAAUCGAAAUAGGAAGCCUCGAUCGUUUGAAGCUGGAGAUUGGGUGUGGGUGCACAUGAGAAAGGAAAGGUUCCCAUAUCAAAGGAGAUCCAAACUGCUACCUCGAAGUGAAGGUCCCUUCCAAGUGAUUUCGAAGGUUGGAAACAAUGCUUACAAGAUCGAUUUGCUAGGAGAAUAUGGGAUAAGUGCAACCUUCAACGUUUCUGACCUUGCACCAUAUUUGGAGGACAACUCGGAUUUGAGGUCAAAUCCUUUUCAAGAGGGAGGGACUGAUGAGGUCAUCAAAUCCAAGUCCAAUUCAUCACACGAAGGUCCAAUUACUCGUCUACAAGCCAAGAGAUUAAGAGAGGAAUUUGCUGCUUAUUUGGAUCGACAUUAUGCUCAAUUGGACAUGGACCAACAUCAUGGGAAGCCCAUUAUACUUCUACAAUUCGUGGACCAGCAUGGAGGCAACUUGGGCUUCAAGGAAGGUGGAUAAGAAGGCUACAUUUUAAGGAGUUGUUGACUUGGUCUUUUCCUUGUCUAUUAAGGAUUGUGUUUUCCUUUUACUUUUCCUUUAAGGUUUUGUUUUCCUUUUAAUUAUAGGAUUUGGUUAUUUGUUUGCUUUCUUUCUUAGUUUAAGAUUGGAUUUUCGUUGCCUAUAUAAGGAGGAUGCGUCCCUCAUUGUAAUUCAUUCUAUUAUCAAUCAACUUUCAAGUUUCAAGUUCAAACGAACUGGUUCUUUGUGCAAGCUUCUGUCGAGAGUGCUCCAGAGGUUUCACGUGUCUCUUAUCAACUAGAGAACGCGUCUAGUUGUGGCGAGCUUCUACCCUAUAUCAAUUACCCCUUUCCACGAGUUGGUGUUGUCCGAUUGGUUUAAUAUACCAAUUGCCCUUCAUCACGAGUUAGGAAUUGUCCGAUUGAUUCCGCAUCUAUCUUUAUUUUUCGAGUUCAAGAAAGGCGACAUCAGAAAAUCAUAAAAAUAUCGUUGAAGCUGCGUACUUUGAUCACAUCACGUAAUGAGUUCGAUUUUCAAUGACAUCUUUAUGUUUGUUGUUUUAAGUUGAAAGUAUGAGAACUUGGCAAUUGAAGAUUCAUUCCAUGUGGAGCUUUUGGCCUUUAAUAGGUUAUUAUCAUCAGAGGCAUUUUAGAUAUUUUUGUGGCCGAAUGCGCCACUUAUUUUUUGUCAGUUGUUGACGGCAAAAUUCAAACUUAAAAUACGCCGCUUAUCAAAAUAUCAUUACAAGAUUUUGAGCAAACACAUAAAUUAUCGCGAAUGCUCGUAAUUUGCUCGAAUGAUCCUUGCCAAUUAGGGAUGACAACAAUAUUCAUAACCGUGGAUAUCCGCCCGAAUUCGAUCUAAUCGGUUAGGGUAAAACCCAAACUCGAAGGACAUUUAGUGGGCACGGGUAAAACUCGAACCUUAAUAUUACGGGUAAUGGGUGGGCAUGAGUUUCUCACUAUCCAACCCGAACCCGCCCGAUUCUACACAUGCAUAUGUAUUUUGUCUAGAAAUAAUCAUUAUUUUUCUCUAACAUAUUUUAUAUUUAGCAUAUAAUAUAAUAUUUUCAUGAAAUUGUGUUGUUUUAAUUAAUUUUUCUCAUUCUAGUGAAUUAUUGUCGUACUUUUCCUCUUACGUAAUGUAAGAAUACGUGUGAAUAUUAACAUUUUGGUUGGAGUUAUGAAGAAAAAUUAUUACCCGUGGAUACCUGAAACCCGAACGCGUAUGGGCAAGGUUUUGAUUUUCUACCCGUUUUACAUGUGGGUAUGGGUAUAAGUAAAAUCCGACAUAUUUUGGGUAGGGUAACGGAUAUGCACUGACCAAACCUGAACCAUUGCCAUCCUAUGUCAAUUGCCAUUGUAUACCAUCCAUAUUUGCAUAUGUUGUGAAUUCAACUAUUCGAGCUAUAUAUAGCUGAAAGAAGGGUUAAUACCUUAUUUUGGCCCGAACUAUGAUCAUAUAAUCAACUUUGGUCCGUGGUUCCAGAAAUUAACAUCCUGGCCUCAACUAUGGAGCAUAUAGACUCAAUUGACCCGACACAUAGUUUGACCGUCAAUUUGGACGGUCAACUCCGUUGACCGUUAGUCAACACGUCAUGUCAUUGCCUAGUCAGCCUAAAAAUCAUUAAAAAAUUAUUUAUUAUCAAAUUAACCAAAAAUAAAUUAUAAACAACAUAAAUUAAA